AUGAUGGAGACUUCCAUGGGGAAGCCGAGCUUCUUGCGGAAUAUCAUGGUUCGUGUGCUUCUCUUUGGCGUUCUGAUCAUCGUUGUUCGAUUUGCUUAUGUUGUGACCAUCACUGGAGAAUCAUGCAAUCGCGGCGACUUCUGCUUCUUCUCUCUCCCUGAGAAUCUCAACUUCGUCAUUUCCGGCGCUGGUUCCGGCGCCUCUGCUAUCGACGCCAUCAGAUCUACCUCCGUGGGGUCCCCGAGCGAUGAUCUGUACACCAGCAGGGAUUGGAUCAAAGCCGUUCAGUUUUACUCCUCCAUCUUUCAGGAUCUGAUCGCCGACGGUUAUCUCUCGCCGGAAUCGAAGACGCUGUGUGUAGAAACGGCUCUUGGGCAAGAGGUUUUCUCACUGAGAGAGAUUGGGGUGAAGGACUCGGUCGGGAUCUCUAAGAAAGCUUUUCGGCCGUUGGUGGUGAGAGGCGAAGGACACGCUGUGCCCUUCGAGGAUAAGACAUUCGAUUUCGUCUUCUCCGGUGGUGGGCGCCUUGGGAAGUCGUUGAAGCAGUUGGAGUUUGCCGACGAGAUUACUCGAACCCUGAAACCCGAAGGGUAUGCGGUGGUUCAUGUUGGUGCUACGGAUACGUACAGUUUCAAUUCAUUCCUUGAUUUGUUUAAUUCUUGCAAAUUGGUGAAGAUGCGUGAUAUAGAUGGCUUUGAUACCUCGAUGCCUCAUAUCAGAGAAUUUGUUAUUCAGAAAUACUCCGAGAUUGAAGCCGGUGAUCAUCACAGGAACGGUGAUUCCGGUGGUGGCAAGUGCUGGAUCCCUGGCUACAAGAGAGAUUUGAUUCGGGAUGCAGAGCCACUGAUUAAAGAGGAGCCUCUAAAGCCGUGGAUUACCCUCAAGAGGAACAUAAAGAACAUCAAGUACCUCCCUUCCAUGGUAGACAUACGUUUCAAGAGUAGAUACGUAUACGUCGAUGUUGGUGCUCGAAGUUAUGGAUCAAGUAUUGGGAGCUGGUUCAAGAAAGAGUACCCGAAGCAGAACAGAACUUUUGAUGUGUUCGCCAUCGAGGCUGACAAAGCCUUCCACCAAGAGUAUAAGGUGAAGAAGAAAGUGCAGCUGUUGCCAUAUGCAGCAUGGGUGAGGAAUGAGACGUUGUCAUUCGAGAUCAAUCACGACCCGGGGAAGGAAGCCGAAGCCAAAGCAAUGGGCAGGGGAAUGGGCAGAAUCCAGCCAGCUAAAAGAUCCUCCUCGAGCUUAGCUGGAGAGGUCAAUUUGAUUCAAGGGUUUGAUUUCGCUGCCUGGUUGAAGCAGAGUGUGAGAGAGAGGGACUUUGUUGUGAUGAAGAUGGAUGUUGAAGGAACCGAAUUCGAUCUAAUCCCCAGGCUCAUCAAGACGGGAGCCAUUUGCCUGAUCGACGAGUUGUUCCUCGAAUGCCAUUACAACAGGUGGCAGAGAUGCUGUCCUGGUCAAAGGAGCCAAAAGUACAACAAGACGUAUAACCAAUGCUUAGAGCUCUUCACUUCGCUCAGACAAAGUGGGGUGCUUGUCCAUCAAUGGUGAUGUAAAAAUGUUAUGUUCCAGGAUCUUCUACAGAGCCAAGGCUGUAAAUGGGGGGGCAAUGCAAAUGCCUUGAAUCAGGCUUACAAACUUAUGACACAACCUAAACUUUUAAUAAGAGCGACAAAUCGAAAUGAUUUGGUGAAGAAGAAGUUGGAUUUUAUUUCGCUGUGGAUUAUAAAUAAAGGAGCCAAAGGAGGAGAAUCUGUCGAGCCAGGUUUCUUUCAUGCUUGUCUGUUCUCGUUUCCCUUCUUUAUCCUCCUCUCCUCUUCCUUUGACUUCUUUCCCCGCAAAGGCACAGGGCUGAUUGUGGAGAGUGGCAAGGAUGAUGUCCAUGAACAUGGAGAUGGCGAGGCUGAGGUUAGGGACUCAAAUGAUGGUGCCGUUAUAAGGUCCCGUGGAUCAUCCAAAAACGUUUCCAUGGCAAUCAAACAAGGGAAAAAAGGAAUAAAUCAAGACGCCAUGACAGUAUGGGAGAACUUUGGUGGGGAGGAAGAUAUGAUCUUUUGCGGUGUAUUUGACGGCCACGGCCCCAUGGGUCACAAGAUUUCUCGUCACAUAUGUGACAAUCUACCUUCAAGGGUCCAUUCGAAAAUCAGAUCUUCAAAAUCUGGCGGCAAUGAAAACGUAGAGAAUGAUAAUAGUUCACAGACUCAGGAGGGACUCUUGGAGGAAGUUCUGUUGACGUUCUUCAAGCAAAUAGACAGCGAACUUGGUCUUGACUCUCCUUACGAUAGUUUUUGUAGCGGCACAACUGCUGUAACCGUCCUUAAACGGGGUGACUGCUUGGUGAUCGCCAACCUGGGAGAUUCACGAGCGGUUCUUGGCACCCGUGGAAGCAAGAACAAUAUCAAAGCUGUCCAACUAACGGUUGAUCUGAAACCUUGUGUCCAGCGUGAAGCAGAGAGAAUAGUGUCAUGCAACGGAAGGGUGUUUGCUAUGGAAGAGGAACCUGAUGUGUAUAGAGUGUGGAUGCCUGAUGAUGAUUGCCCGGGACUCGCAAUGUCACGGGCUUUUGGUGAUUUCUGCCUCAAAGACUAUGGACUUCUCUGCAUUCCUGAGAUCUUUUGCAGAAAAGUCAGUAGAGAAGACGAGUUUGUGGUCCUAGCCACCGAUGGGAUUUGGGAUGUUAUGUCAAACGAAGAAGUGGUGAAGAUCGUAGGUGCCUGUAAGGACCGGUCAGUGGCAGCUGAGACGUUGGUUCAGAGAGCCGCUCGGACAUGGAGAACCAAGUUUCCAGCCUCUAAAGCUGAUGACUGCGCCGUGGUGGUGCUUUACCUGAACCACCGGCCAUACCCAAGAGAAGGAAACGUGAGCCGAGCGAUCUCGACUAUUUCCUGGAGAUCAAGUAAGAGCAAUAACGAGUGUUAUGGAUUGAUUCUACCACAAAGGGUUUCAUAGUGUUUACUUGUUACUAAUUGUUUAGUAAAAAUUGAAACGUUUGAACCUGUUGAGUGUGAGUCGAUGCUACGCAACAUCACGCUUUUGUUUGUUUGUAAAUUAAAUUUGUUUUCUAUGUUUUGUUCCAUAAAGCAAUUGAGAAACUAAAAUAAAAGUAGGCUGUACAAAAAGUAAUGGACUUUCUAGUUUUCUU
Messenger RNA from Thlaspi arvense, 3136 nucleotides. NCBI's taxonomy places the organism in Eukaryota, Viridiplantae, Streptophyta, Magnoliopsida, Brassicales, Brassicaceae. The record is from the annotation of a GenBank genome assembly.